This is a messenger RNA of Phoenix dactylifera (date palm), 2492 nucleotides long. NCBI's taxonomy places the organism in Eukaryota, Viridiplantae, Streptophyta, Magnoliopsida, Arecales, Arecaceae. The record is from RefSeq and is a predicted model, not a curated record.
GGAAGCCAAAAAAAAGAAGAAAAGGUAAUAGAGCCCCUCCUCACCUUGAAACUUGUGAUCGAAUGGCGGACAAUAUAAAUAAAUAAAAAGUAAAGAAGAAUUUCCAGGCUUUCUCCAGCACAAGCUGCUUUUCGACUGCUAACUCUAGUAACCAAAGGUUCCCGAGUUUAGCAAGAGAGUCUUAAAAGCUUAAAUUUCAGGUAGAUAUAAUUAAACUAAAUUACCCCAGAUCACGUGAUGCAUCCACCCCUCUUCUCACACUCUACCCACGCUCCUACUUCUCUUCUCUUCUAUUUCUGAAUCCAAAAAAAUAGAGGGAGAGAGAGAGAUGCUCUGUUUUUCCCUGCAAGUGCCGUAAAAUAAGAAGGAAAAAAGGAAAUCAUAAGGGAGCAAAAAGUGAAAGAUUUGAUGGGCUCGGUCUUCUUCUUGCUUCCGAUCAUCUCACGGGCCCUAUAGAGAUGGCUUGUACCUUGUAGACCCUCUCUCUCUCUCUCUCUCUCUCUCUCUCUACUGUUCUUUUUUGGAGUCAUUAGUCCUUUGGAGAGGAGGGAAUGGAGGAGGAGAAGAAAGGCAUUGCUGCGCUCCUUCUGUGGAUGGUUUUUCUCAGUGGGGUUUGCUCUGUUUCUGCUGCUUCUCCAGCAAAGGUGGUGAGUGGGGUUUUCUCCAAUGCGGCGUCUGCUGUCUUGAAGCGGCUGUGGUCGCUGAAAUCCACCACAAAGACUGCGAUUUCUGGUCGUCCGAUUAUGAAAUUCGAGAGCGGGUACACCGUGGAGACGGUGUUCGACGGGAGCAAGCUCGGGAUCGAGCCCUACUCUGUGGAGGUGACUCAGAGUGGGGAGCUUCUGGUUCUGGAUUCUGCGAACAGUAAUAUCUACAGGAUUUCGCUGCCAUUGUCUAGAUACAGCAGACCUAAGCUUGUUGCUGGUUCACUAGAAGGGUAUGCUGGUCAUGUUGAUGGAAAGCCACGAGAAGCAAAGAUGAACCAUCCAAAGGGAUUUACGGUGGAUGAUAGAGGGAACAUAUAUGUUGCGGAUACCAUGAACAUGGCAGUCAGGAAAAUUAGUGAUACAGGUGUUACAACUAUUGCUGGGGGAAAGAGGAAUAGAGGAGGGCAUAUGGAUGGCCCAAGUGAAAAUGCAAAAUUUUCCACUGAUUUUGAAGUAGUUUAUGUUGGUAGUAGCUGCUCUCUUCUGGUUAUAGACAGGGGGAACCAGGCAAUUCGGGAGAUACAGCUCCAUUUUGACGACUGCGCCUACCAAUAUGAAACUGGCUUUCCUCUAGGAAUUGCAGUGCUUCUUGCUGCUGGUUUCUUUGGUUACAUGCUUGCGUUGCUUCAACGUCAAGUGGGAGCUAUUAUCUCUUCCAAAGAUGAACCUCAAACUCCUUUCAAGAAAGCAAUGAUGCCUCCAUACCAGAAGCCUUUCAAAGCAUCAGUCAGGCCACCACUGAUCCCACCUGAGGAUGAACCAGAGAAGCAACAAGAUGAAGAAGAAGGCCUCUUCAGCUCACUAGGAAGGCUUCUUUCUGGAGCCAGGUCAUCUAUAAUGUCGAUCUUUGGCACGGUGUUUUUGAGUUUCAGGAGAAAAAAACCAGCUAACCAACACCACCAGCAGCAGUGGAGGUCAAACAGUUGCCCAGUGCAGGAGAGCUUUGUGAUCCGGGACGAAGAUGAGCCACCCCCACCAGUGGAGACCAGAACACCCACCCCACAUAAGACCUAUGCCUUCAUGUCAAAAGAACCAGAAAAAAUCCACCAUCUCCGGCAGGGAAGAGCUUAUUUUAGUGGCUGGAAUGGGGAACCACAACAACAGCAGCAAAUGCAGCAGCAGCACCUGAAACAGCACAGGCAUUACUCCUUGGGCCCGCAGACUUACUAUGAGCAGAGCUGUGAAACAACCAAUGAGAUUGUGUUUGGAGCUGUCCAAGAGUCAGAUAGCAAGCGCAGAACGGUGGAGAUUAAGGCUGUGAAUUAUGGGGAUUCUAUCUAUGAUCAGUUUGGCACGCGCUUCCGUAAUAAUUACAUGGGUUACAACAAUAACUAUUACAUGAGUUAGAUUUCUUCUCCUUUCUUCUUUACAUGGCAAAGCUUGACUGGUGAGCAUCAUUACUGGAGUAACAAAGAUUAAAGCCGAAGCUUAAGAAGACUGUUACCUGUUUGGGAUUCAUGUGCACAAUCUUCCGGUUUUAAAUCCAUCUGGCGAAUCAGCCUAGUUCCACGAUCUGAAAUCAUCAAGGCACAUAUAUUGGGGACAUACACCAGCUCAAAAUCAUUUGAAAAAGAUGCAUUCUGAGCAGGCCCAUCAAUAUGCCCUGUUUUCUUUGAGUAACCUCCAGCAAUUGUGGUGGUCAUGCCUAAAUAGUACCAAUUAAAAGGAGGUCUGUAUCAAGUAGCAUAAUAGAGAAAAAUAGGCAACGAUAAAAACUGGAUAUAUGUUCUUUUAAUGUCAAGCAGAUUCUCUGUUUUAUUUGCAGCAAAAGAUUUUUUUUUUUCA